AUGCAAAAACAAAGGCAACUGAUCAAACAGUUCCCGUUGCCGAACGAGCUAAAGGAUGGCAUCGUGUAUCUCCAGCGGGCCCUACGGGAUUGUGUCCUACAGCACCAGAUUUUAGCUUCCAAAAUCAAUAUACUGCCCAUGCACCAGCGUGCGAAGGUUAAGGAGUACAUGCUGGAGCUGGAGGGUGAAAUGCUCUCGAUCGGCAAGGAACAGGAAGGCCUAGUGCGGCAUCUGUCCGCGAGGGUUAAGCGCUUUCAGCUGCACAUGCAAACGCGCAAAAUGAUCUCGAUUGCCGAUGAGCUGUUGUACGGGCAUGUGUCGAAUCAGCUGAAUACGCACCACGAGAUGGCCCACUUCAAGAUAUCGCCGAAGCACAUUUCACCACGUUUGAAUGCGAGCGAGUUGUCACAGAAGUACUGCUUGGAAGCCAUUCUCAUGCAUCACGGCACCGCGGUACAGGACGAACCGGAGGGAGGGUUGGAGGACGAGGCGGCCCAACCGGAACCGUGGACCGACGAACCAAAGCCGUCUAAAAAGAAGCUAAAAAAAGCCGUUACCAAAACGUAUCUCAAGUCGGCCAAUGUGACACCAACACCUUCGCCGGUUCACGCGUCCAGCGGUUCGCAACGAUCUCUACUGAAGGUGAAACAGGAGCGGCGGUCCGAAUCACCUUUGGUCGCCACUAAACGGUCCUUUGCGGGACUCACGGAACAGAAACCAACGCUCGGUGGCGCCGGCAAGCCAGCAAACGUGAAAGAGAAAGUAGAACCCGUCUCGCCGGAAAGGUCCUCGGAGGAAGACGAGUUGGAAGACGAAGAGGAAGAAGAUGAAGACGACCGGGAACAAUCGCAAAAGCAGUCCUCGUCCACCGCCCGGUCAACGGGUAGCGUUUGGGUGCCGGGGUUACGUGGGAGGCCUCCCAAAGGCGUGAAGUAUCGACCCGUGGCAAAGCAGGCCACGGUCGAGGCUCAACGUCAGCCAGAGCAGCCCGUACCAGUAGGAAAAUCGACGAUACAGAAAAGAGCCUCCAAGCGGAAGGACGUGCUAGAGGAGAAGAUCGAUCCGGAGCAAGAGGAUUCCGGUGAAGAGCAAGCAGCGGCACACUUACCGAUGUCCGCUGCUGUCCGGCGAUGUCGUAGCAACCUGUUGCAGGCUUUAAAACGACAGAAGCGCCUUUCAGGCAAGCCUAGUGUUGAGCAGGAGAAACAGCAAGCGGGCAGCACCGUUACAGGGGCUGGCUCAGGGAGGACCACUUCAAAACGAGCUGCUCCAUCCGGUAAGCUCGUUAAGCACGCUUCAUCCGGUUCAUCCGGUUCGUCACCAAAUUCGCGAUCCUCCACACCGACCUGGGGUUUGCGACCGGGUUCCGAGGAUCUCUCCGAUCAGCGCUCCUCGUCCGGGGAGUUCCCACCCCUGCCGGAUGCAGGCGAACCACCUGUACCCACCCCAUCCAGCAUCUACGAGUUGGAGCAACCGGUGUUUCUUCGGUUCUUUGGGUUGUUCACACCGGACGAGAUCAAGGCGGUGCGGGAGCGCAAACGUGAGCGAAAACGCCGCAGCUGCUACAGCACGGAACGGAAGGACUUUCACUACGGCAAGCUGGACUAUUGCGACCAGCAGCAGCAGUACCAGGCCGUCCGGGCGACCAAGAAAACGCACCAACGGCCCAUCCUUUACUCACCCCCGGUUGCGGUGGCCAAAAAGCGAAAGCUUCCACCUCCUCCACCGCAAACGAUGUCCCACGAGACGACGGCGGGAGGCCCUCUGCGUCAUCGCCAGCCAUCUCCGGCCAACAUCUUUGCCGCGAUGGACAAUCGCAGCUGCUUCGUUUGUCACAAGUCGGGAUCAACCGAUGAGCUGAGCGCGUGUAUGAACUGCUGCAACAUCUACCAUCUCAACUGCCACAAGAUCGACGAUGGUUCCGAGGCGUACCGGCAACGGGAUAACCUCUGUCCGGUGUGUCUCACAUCGGACGAUGGCGAAAAAUAGAACAAAUAAAUUGUACCCUUACCGGCACAUCGUUCCUCGUACUGACCCGUUCUUUCCUAGCGUGCUAGGUUUAGCGUAGAUUGUAUUAUGUAUAUUUGUGAAAAUAUAUAUCCCCCCGAAUAAUCGCCUAAUAAACGUUAGAUCA
This is a messenger RNA of Anopheles nili, 2134 nucleotides long. RefSeq lists its product as uncharacterized. The transcript is spliced from 5 exons. Lineage: Eukaryota; Metazoa; Arthropoda; Insecta; Diptera; Culicidae. The record is from RefSeq and is a predicted model, not a curated record. Bases 1 to 1989 code for a protein of 662 amino acids.